AUGGAACCUACUCGUAUUAUUGCCAUUGAUUAUUUCAAUGAAUAUGAUCUUGGGAAAUUUUUGAAUAAAUAUAGCCAGUGUAUCAGUGAUGAACAAAUUCACUCCCAGAAGCCUUAUACCGUUGGAUCUCCUGAAAUUGAUGAAAAAAUUAAAAAAAAUAAGAAAAGAUACUCUUCUUAUUCAACAAAUACUAAACCGAGAAAAAGUAGUGAAAAGAAAGCAGUGAAAAGAACAAUUAGUCCACUUAAAAUAAAGAGUUGUGAUCUUAUGCAAAUGCAUUGUAAUGAUUGUCAAUUUCGUCAUUCAUCACAACAUAAUGCUAAAAUCUCUGAAGAACCAAUACAAAAAAUGAAAGAGAAAUGUUUUGGGCUUGGACAAGCAAUAAGUGAUUGCUGUUAUAACAUAAAAGAAAAAGUCCAAUUAAGUCAACAAGAUACAGUUGACCUCGAUCAAGAUAUUAUCAUAUCAUCUCAAGAACUCAAAGAAAGAGAAGGGCUUAGCAGAAAUAAAAAAGGUUUAACAGAAAUAAAAGAAAUGAGUGAAAAGUUUCAUCCAGUAAAAAAGGCUAAUACUAUCCUAAGAAAAACAAACCGAUUAGUGUUACAAAAAAAGCCUAGUGUCGUUGUUUCAAUUCCUUCAAUUCCAUCAAGAAAAACUAUUGAAUCUUCACUUAUUCAUACCAAAACAGAUUGCAUCACAUUGUCAAGAGAAAAUUCAAAUAAAAGUUUCAUAACAAAACAACAAUUAUCUUCUUCACUUUUAUGUAAAACAAAUAGUCAUCCAAUUAUUCAACCUGUUUUGAAACACCAACAUACAAUGGUUGUUCCAAUCAAAAAACUUAAUUUUGAUGACAUCGAUGAUGAAGUUCUGACUGACAUACCUCCAAAAGCUAAUUGGGUUAUUUCUCCAACCUCAACAGUUGAAAAUAUUUCUGAUAUUUCAGUCAUUGAAAUUGAACAUCAACAAAGACAAAGAACAAAUGAAGUUAAAAAAGAUGGGAACACUCGCCCUACCACUUAUCAACUGAUUAAACCAAGAAUAAGUGAAACAAUUCAAUUGUCAAAAAUAUCAUUGUAUCAUGUAAAACCCUCUUCAAACCAAUCUAACUGUUAUUCAUUACCACCAAAAGUGCAUUUAAAUUUGAAUUGUGACAUGAAAGAAGAUCCAGAUGUUUAUAUCUCACCUUCUAUUUAG
Entamoeba nuttalli P19 is the source of this 1194-nucleotide messenger RNA. RefSeq lists its product as hypothetical. The record is from RefSeq and is a predicted model, not a curated record. The coding region runs from base 1 to 1194 and encodes 397 amino acids. NCBI's taxonomy places the organism in Eukaryota, Evosea, Mastigamoebida, Endamoebidae. The transcript has a single exon.